AUGAAUUUGGAAGAAUUUUUGGAGUUUUUGGAGGAAUCAGAUGAUGAUGUUGAUACAAAUCCAAACAACCAGAACAAAGAAUCGAAUAAUAACGAACAUCUGAGUAAAGAAAUUGAUUAUAAUGAAAUAUACAACAAACUAGUUCAUGAAGAAUUAUCAAAUGAUUCUGAUUCCCUCGACCUCAAUGAUUCUUCAACCUCAAACAACCAAUUAAACAAAGAUAAAAUAACAAAUAGGUCAGAGGAACCCUCAGGCCUGCUAACUGAUGAAAGUUUUAGCAGUGAUUUCAUAUCAUCCUUACCGAUAGAUAAUUCUAUCAACUCAUCGGAAGGUAAGGCCACUUCUAAAUUUGAAGAUAAUUUUGAUUUGACUGAGUCGGUUAAUAUCGCAAAAGAAGAAAAACUAGAAUCUACUGCAAAAUUAAAUAAGGACGAUGAAAAUAUUUGCCAAUGUAAAAUAGAUAAUCAAUUAGUGAAUUACUCCACUAAAAAUUGUGGAGAACUCUUUAACGCAGUAGAACAUUGCGUACAAAUGCAACUCUCAGAAUGGGAUAACAAACACAAACUAUAUUUAAUUAAUAAAUUAAGAGAAUAUAGAAAUAAAUUCAAAACCAACUACGAAGAAACACAUAAAUUCAAUAAUACCGAUGAUUCAAGUCCACUGGAAAAACUGAUCCCAGAUAUCUCUAAAGAUUAUUUGAAGGCAUUAUCCCUACCAUCUAACACCAUAAUUGAAGAUUUACAUAAUAAUAGACUUAGCAUAAGAUGUAGACAUAAGCUUACCAAACCACUGGAGCUGUUAAAGAUUUUUGAAGACAGGUUUUAUUCAAUUGAUGAUUCUUCAAUAAAUCUUCCAACAAAAUCAUCAGGGAAAAUAUUAACACCAACAUGUAUGUGCACAAGCAGUGAUUUAAUUGUAUUCGGAACUAUGUGCGGAUCAGUCUUCAUCUCUGAGUUCUCACUCUACAACUCAGAACGUAAGUUUUGCUCUUACAACGAAUACGAUGGAUUGGACUCCUCAAUAGACCCACUUAACUGGUAUGAAAUCGAUUCAGAGAAGGGAGUGUCAGUAACAUCACUUGAUAUCCUACCAAAUACAAGCUGGAUCACAGUAGGAUACAGUGAUGGAACAGUCAAACUACUCCAGAACUUUAAGGUUACAAGGCCACCCAAGGGCCAUUCAUCAAUGAAAGCGGAAGCAGGAGAUUCAAAAAAUGCAGACAGUAGAACGUUCGGGUUAAUGGCAGACGCAGUGUCCUCAGCAUUCGGAGGAAUUAAAAAAACAAGCUCGCAAACAUUGUGUUCCACAGAUGUUUUCAACGACUCCGUGCUAAACUGCAAGUUUACAUUUGCAGAGUCGUACGAGGAAAUUAUCUGUUCGAACUUAAAGAGCAUAGCAAUUCUGACAUACUCAAAGAACGUACUAUCGCAUAACUUGAACGUGAACUAUUUGCAAUCCCUAAAUGAAAGGUUAGAAAACGACCAAGUUGUAGAUAUAGUGUGCUUGUCAUCCAACCCACAAGCAAAGUUUAUAACAGGAGGUGAUGUGGGAGGCAUAUGCGCAAUACUAACACUUAAAACAUGCCUGGUCUUCUCAACAAGACCAAGAUUAUCCAUAAUAAUUAACAUUAGCUUAGAUAAACUAAAUAGAAAUGUAACCACUGACUUCAGCCAAACACCCAGCGUAACAUGGAUGAUAUUCAACACUGGAAAAAAGAACAUCAAACCACUCUUAUUGAUUUCGAUGGGGAAUCAAAUCAGAUUCAUUCAAUGUAAUCUUCAGACAGUGAAAGGAGUUCCUAGCAUGAACGUCUCUAAUAUGGGAACAAUACAAUUCAGAAAUCCAAUAAGAUGUAUAAGGAUUGUGACAAGGCUGAUACUUGCAAUAGUAGACUCAACAAAUACAUUACACAUAGUACAAAUUAAUUUAAACACACCUCAAAUGUAUUAUGACAUCAUUAGAUCCUUAGACUUAAGUGAAUUGAGCAAUAAAAUGGAGUUGGGGAUUGAUGUAUUUGAUCCACUGUGGCUACUGCAGCCGAGCAUUCUGUCAACGAUUACAGUGUUUUCGAAGACAGUUAAGAUGGUGGCGAAGGGGUAUAAAAAGUUUUCUAACCUUGUGUCUGACCUAUUUCAGGGAAAGAAACACACCUCGUCAUUUGAGCUAAAAAACUUUAGCAUUCUAAUACUAGUCCCAAAUGGAGCCCUUGGAAUCGAAAUCAACUCGUGGAUAAAGGUAAUAGGGGAACUGUCAGCCUCAAAGAUGUUCUGUGAAGCACUCUCAAUAAUAUACGCUUUGUCAGAGGAGUGGAUACCAGGAUUGUUUGAUUUCAGAGCAUUUAAAAACAACUUGAGUCAGCUAAUUCUUUACAUUCUACACCAGUCGUCAGCCCACAUAAUAAAGUUGUCAAAGUUGGUUAAAGAAACUCAAAAUAUCUCAACUAAUCUACUUAAUUUGGAUUCAGAAGCACCAAAAGAAGAUUAUUGGAAUACAAAGGUCAAGACUGACGUUUAUGACCAGAUUAACACAUUAUGUUGCUCAAUGAUAGAUAUAUGCGUUUCCUCAAGGCUAUACGAACCCUUGAAUGAUUUAAUAUUUAGGUGUUUUGCAACAAUUGACCUUGAACACGUUUUUGUAAAAUACAUACUCUUAAACGUACACAACAACAGAAUUGGGCUGGAGUUCCUCAACUCACAAAUUAUAGAAAGUAUAUGCCAAACAUAUGAAAAUGUCUUGGAUAGCAUGUACGGCCACUUUUUGGAGGAUCACCACUACCUGGAAGAUGAAAUACUAUACCUAAACCAAGUUAUUAAUCCCAACUACACAAUAAAUCUCAAAAGCAAAAAGUACAAAAAUCAUGAAAAUUGUGAUACAGGCAAGUUAGAGGUAUGCAAUUCUAUACAAAAUUUGGUUGAAAACAUAAAUGAUGAUGACUUGGGUCACUUUCUAAAGUUUAAAUUUGACAAUAGGCUCCUAUCGUACCAUAUCAUUUGCAAUAAUCUCUGUAAGAUCCAGUUCUACUGUUUUAAGAACAAUGUUAUAACCGAAACCAACAAGGCAAUCAAUAGACUUAGCAGGCAUUUUUCAUGGCACUGCCUAAUUUACUGUCAGUCAGUAGUUCUGGACGACUACUCCAAUAUCCUAGACAUAAUAAUAACCCAUGCAUAUAACAAGUGUAAUGAACUGAAGACACAAAUAAAUAAUUUUUCAGAAACUAAAAAUGAAUUGGAUGAAAAGAUUGAAAUUACAGAAACAGACGUAGAUGACCCUGCAAAUUGUGAAGAAGAGGGUUCAGUUGAAUUAGAGAGUGUUGUUAAGAGUUUCAAAAAUGAAGAAAAUAAAUUAAAUAACGACAUUCUUGAAUCUGAAGUAACACUACCUUUAAAAGUAUCAGAGAACUUGUUUGUUGUUCAGGUGUUCUUUUUGACACUGGAGUCCUUUCUUACGUUCGAGAAUUGUGGUCUAACUGAGACUAUCGAUACCAGCAGUUACUGUAACAUAAUCUCAUAUCUUACAUCAACUGAAUCAUUUAAGCCAACUUUCCCAAUCGAAUCCAGACCGAUUUAUGCCGCCAACACAUUGGUGUACGAUCCUGUGACAAUAGAGUUCGAUAAAAUAGAAUCACAAAAGUUUGAACAUGACUUUAAAGAAUCAGAAACAUCGGUGAUAUUUAAGCUCCUGACCAUAUCCCCAAGGCUUUUCUUUAUCUGUUUAGAAAAUCUGUUCAACUCCACAGAUAAAUUUGACCAUUACUUUACAGAGAUUGGGACUAAAAUGGCAACAUUCAACUUUAUUCUCAACGUUGUGGUCUCAUGUGUUUACAAGCUAGAAGAGUUGUUUGGAUCAGGAUCUACGGACAUGAUUUUGAAGAUGUUGUCCUUUAUGUUCCUCACAGUGUCCUCGAAUACGGAAGCCUUCUACUUAAAUUUGAACACCACAAUCCUUUCAAUAUAUAAGUUGUUGAAACUGAAGAAUGAGUUUCUGGACUAUAACCCAGAAUUGAAGGAUGAAGUAGAUUACUCCAAGGACCUGAUCGACCAUGAUGGAUACUUUAACAUCACUUAUUUCCAGGAUGUUUUUUACAGAAGUAACCCGGUCUAUGACCAGGAAUGCUUGAUGAUUGUGACUCCAUUAUCAGUUGAAAAGGCUGUAUUUACAUUUCUGAGAAACUUUAUAUAUUCAAUAUCGUCAAAACUAAGUUCAGCAUUUGAUUUGUGGCACAACUUGGAGUUCACACAACUGGUGAGGAUGUGCAGGGAGUUCAUAAGCCUCACUAGCUUCUCACUGAGGUUCUUCUUCUAUCAAAUUACAGGCGACUUCAACGGAAUUAUCAAAGAAUACGACUCACUCAACAGAGAAGAAAACAUCUUUGCAUUUCUAGAUAAAUGCAUCGAGUACAUAAGGUCGAGUCCGCAGGACUUCCCCGAGAAUGUGGAACACCUGCUUCUGUUGGAUUCCACAAUCAGAAAGAACUUCGUAGGAGCGGUAAUGAAGAACCUAACGAUACUCAUAAAACUGGACUUGAACAAAGUGACUAACCUGCUUAUACAGAUAUUCUCGCUUAUGGACAUCAUCAAAACACUCGACACCACACUGGAAACAUCGCCUGAAACCAUAUUAAAUACACUGGAAAAACUCCCUGACCUUCAACUACUAGUCCUGGAUGCACUCCUAAAGUCUAAGUCAACUACCAGAAACAUGCUUCAAUUCCCAAAUUCAUACUUUAAUCGUUACCUUAACCUUCUCAGCAUACACGACAAGACCAACGUGUCGAAUUUCCUCAAGAGACAGAAAAGUCUGAAUAUUACAUACUGCCUGAAGAUUUGUAAACAGAAUAACAUUGAUGACGCAGUGAUUUAUCUACUUCUAAGAGCUGGGAACCUUGAGGCUGCGGUUGGUCUGCUGGUUCAAUCAUUCUCUAACAAUAUUGGGAAAGACUUGGCAGUAUGUUCAACUCUUAUUAAGACGGCCCAAAGCAUAUGCCAGGAAUAUGAAAACCAGCUCUCUUAUGAAAUUAUAGAGAGAAUGUGGUUCACAAUGCUGGAAUCCUUGAUUCAAUUCCUAAAAUCUGAUGCACUCAAGAACGGAGUUGAAUCAAAAGAGGAAUUAGAGGAAUAUGGUGUUGCAACUGACAGGUUUGAAAAUGAACUGAGCGAUUUGAGCAAGGUGGACGAAUUGAAAAGGUUGGUUGAGGAGAUAUUCUCAGUGGGAGUUUUAAAGUAUGUAAAGUUUCCAAAUGCUCUGAGGGAGAUUACCAAGUACGACACAACCCUCCAAAUAUUCAAGAAACCACUCCACAACUUAUUGUCAGACUUUCAACUUCAGACUUAUAUAGCAAACAGCGCCUCAACGAUGUCCAAAACAAUAAUGAACAAAGAGUUUCGAUCUACACAGGUUUUUAACAGCAAAGGAGUAUUUAUAAACACGAUCGGUCGAGGUGCUAAGAUUAACCGAAAUUUGGUAUGUCAUGUUUGUAAUAAAAACCUUAUUUUCAACUUGAGUCAUGAACCUGAAAUAAUGUACAAACACGACAAGCAUAGAGGUCAGAAACCAUUUUUUUACGAAGAUUUUAAGAUUUCAAACCUUGAGGAACAAAUUGGAUUAAUAUCCCAGGUCCCCAUUCAGGGCAUUAAGACUAAUGUUCCCUGUUCCACAGAAAACAAUUCUAACAACAAAGUAUACAACGAUAGGCUUAGUAACUUAAUCAGCAAAAAGACUAAAGGUUCCAAAUCUUUCAGCUCGUCAAAUACUUUUGGUCAAUAUCCUUCCCUUAUUCAGUCGAUUUCUAGGGACUUGUCAUAUUUCAGAAAAGAUCCCAUUAUAGUUUUUUGGUGUAACCAUUCGUUUCAUGAGAGAUGCGCCCCUAUUUCAUGUCCUAUUUGUAACAUAGAUGAGUAA
Molecule: messenger RNA, 5898 nt
Organism: Theileria annulata
Lineage: Eukaryota; Apicomplexa; Aconoidasida; Piroplasmida; Theileriidae
Exons: 2
Coding region: 1-5898 (1965 amino acids)
Biological process (GO): endosomal vesicle fusion; protein targeting to vacuole
Cellular component (GO): HOPS complex; late endosome
Molecular function (GO): protein binding
Source: RefSeq, a predicted model, not a curated record